Molecule: messenger RNA, 627 nt
Organism: Oncorhynchus keta (chum salmon)
Lineage: Eukaryota; Metazoa; Chordata; Actinopteri; Salmoniformes; Salmonidae
Product: 60S ribosomal protein L31
Exons: 5
Coding region: 47-424 (125 amino acids)
Biological process (GO): cytoplasmic translation
Cellular component (GO): ribosome; cytosolic large ribosomal subunit
Molecular function (GO): structural constituent of ribosome
Source: RefSeq, a predicted model, not a curated record
UGCCCACAAGCCUUUGCAACUUCCUUUCCGACAUUUCUCGGGCAGUAUGGCGCCAAACAAGAAAGGAGGUGAAAAAAAGAAGGGGCGUUCUGCCAUCAACGAGGUUGUGACCAGGGAGUACACGGUCAACAUCCACAAGCGCAUACAUGGCGUCUCCUUUAAGAGGAGGGCACCUCGCGCUCUCAAGGAGAUACGAAAGUUCGCCAUGAAGGAGAUGGGAACCCCUGACGUGCGUAUCGAUACUCGCCUGAACAAGGCUGUGUGGACCAAGGGGGUGAGGAAUGUCCCAUACCGUAUGCGUGUGCGCCUGUCAAGGAAGCGCAAUGAAGAUGAGGACUCUCCCAAUAAACUUUAUACCCUUGUCACAUACGUCCCUGUCACAACAUACAAAGGUCUGCAGACAGUCAAUGUGGAUGAGAACUAAUUAUUCAUUGGUGUGGAAAUACAUUUAUAAGACUGCAGUGUUGGAUUACAUACAAGUUUAUACAAUCACUAAUUGGGAUUCUUGAUGGAGCAAUUUUAUGCUUACAUAGUUUCAAGUUGUAUUAGUUGUAUGUACAGGAUACACAUGGUAUACACCACGUCCAAUGAAAUGCUUACAUGAAAAUAAAUUAUUUCUAGAGCGUC